Molecule: messenger RNA, 361 nt
Organism: Xylaria bambusicola
Lineage: Eukaryota; Fungi; Ascomycota; Sordariomycetes; Xylariales; Xylariaceae
Exons: 2
Coding region: 168-338 (56 amino acids)
Source: RefSeq, a predicted model, not a curated record
GAGAAGCCAGAUAGGCGUGGCCAGUACGGACGAAACGCUUGCGGCAUUAGCAGCCGCCAACGUCAACAUCCAUCUCAUAAGCCAGGGAGCAAGUGAGAUCAGCAUAUCGUGAGUGCCUCGAGGUCGUCUGGAAGAAGGGGAAUCAACACCCUUGUCAACAUUUACUGAUGACUCGUUGCAGGCUUGUCGUCAACGCACACGAUGCUACUACAGCGCUCUGCGCGAUCCAUCGAGACGUUCUAAAGAUACCAACCAUAGAAGAAAGUCAAUUUCGUCGAAGUAAGCCGCAAUUCAUUCCUUUGCCGCGUUGGGCAUCACGGUUAACAAUAAAUCUGUAGGAGCUUGGCUUUAUUAGGGGUUG